GCGGGGGCGGGAGCGGGGGCGGGGGCUGGGGGCCCGGGGCGCACCGCCCCCAGCCGCUGCCGCAGCAGCCGCCACCGCCGCCGGUCCUCACAGCCGGAGCCGGACAUCAUGAGACAAGAAUAAUAAUCUUUUCCCCCGUUUUCACAAUGGAGGACUCGGGAAAGACUUUCAACUCCGAGGGGGAAGAAGCUAACUAUUGGAAAGACCUGGCUAUGACCUACAAGCAGAGGGCAGAGAACACUCAAGAGGAACUCCGAGAAUUCCAGGAGGGAAGCCGAGAAUAUGAAGCUGAAUUGGAGACGCAGCUGCAACAAAUUGAAACCAGGAACAGGGACCUGCUGUCAGAAAACAACCGCCUUCGCGUGGAGCUGGAAACCAUCAAGGAGAAGUUUGAAACGCAGCAUUCUGAAGGCUACCGGCAGAUCUCAGCCUUAGAGGAUGACCUUGCCCAGACAAAAGCCAUUAAAGAUCAACUUCAGAAAUACAUCAGAGAGCUGGAGCAAGCCAAUGACGACCUGGAAAGAGCCAAACGGGCCACGAUCAUGUCUCUUGAGGACUUUGAACAGCGCUUGAAUCAAGCCAUUGAAAGAAAUGCCUUCCUGGAGAGCGAACUGGACGAGAAGGAGAAUCUCCUAGAAUCUGUUCAGCGACUGAAGGAUGAAGCCAGAGAUUUGCGGCAAGAAUUGGCUGUGCAGCAAAAGCAGGAGAAACCCAGGACCCCCAUGCCCAGCUCUGUGGAAGCUGAAAGGACAGACACAGCUGUACAGGCCACUGGUUCCGUGCCAUCCACCCCCAUAGCUCAUCGAGGACCCAGCUCUAGCUUAAACACACCUGGGACGUUCAGACGUGGUCUGGACGACUCCACUGGGGGGACCCCCCUCACACCGGCGGCCCGGAUAUCUGCCCUCAACAUUGUGGGAGACCUGCUGCGGAAAGUGGGGGCUCUGGAGUCCAAACUUGCUUCCUGCCGGAACUUCGUGUAUGAUCAGUCCCCAAACCGACCCAGUGGCCCAGCCUCGGGGUGGGGGAGCAAGAACAGAGACGGCGGCGACAGGCGGCCAGGCAGCACCAGCGUGCAUCUGGGUGACAAAGGGUUGGGAAAACGCCUGGAAUUUGGGAAGCCGCCUUCAAAUAUUUCCUCACCGUCGCUGCCGUCAGCCCAGGGUGUAGUCAAGAUGUUGCUUUAGGAAACCCACGGAAGCCAAGGCCCCGGUGUCUGUGCAGGAGUCAUUUUACCCUCCUACCCUCUUUAAACUAGGUUUUUGUUUAAGUUAGUUUGAGAAAUACGAGCAAGCAGUCGCACUAGCCAGUGACGGCGGGGCGGGGAUCGCCUGUGGCCCCCGGUGGUCGUCCCCAGGAAAUGCCAUCUCAUAACCCCUGGCCUCCUUGUUGGGGUGUUGCCAGUGGACAGGGACAAAGCGGACCCUCUGGAAAUGGCGACGUGGGCGCCGAGGCUGCCCCAUCAUUUUCAGCAGACCUGAGUCCUGAUUGGUCUUGAGAGGUGUUUUCCAUGACCGGGACACCUAUAAAGGGGGGUCUGAGCCCAUCUCAGGCUCACUCCGGCCCCCACUUCACUGUAGCUUCUUCCAGAACAAAAUCUCCAGUGCUCUUUGGCACAACAGGGAUCAGUGCACUGAAAUCACAUCUAGGGGUGAAGAACAGAACAGGCAUGUACCUUUUAUUUAAACUGUGGUGUGGUGUACCUCUGAGACUUUUUAAUCUGCCUCUCACUGAGGCUUUUAGAGGCAUGCUUGAGUUUCAGAGUACGUUUUGUGGGACCAGGUCAGUGGAAACUCUGUGUCCUCUUUAGACCAAUCCUGGCUGUAAGUUGUCCUGAGCCCCUCUGUCCUGGCCUGGGGGUGACCUCUGCUUCAGGACCCUUAGGGUCUCUGGGGUGUGAUGGCCUUGGUAAUGCAGCCCCUAAGAACAGGACUUCAUUCAAAGCCUUGAUGAAAUAAUUGGGGUGACCUUCGAAUAAGAUUAAACCACCAGGACUGUCGGUGGGAGGUUCCUUAUUAAAGAAGAAACGAACCCAGGAUUUCCACACAGAUGGCAUGCAGCUCAUCCCUGCUGGUUGUGAACGGCCGUCUCACACUUUGGACGCAAGUAAAAAGAACACAUGAAUUCCAGCGCGUGCGUGCAGCUUAACGGCCUUCUGUUACUAAGUUAUUUUUCCAAAAGAACAGCAAAAAUAUCCUUGAGUUGAAAACAGAACUUUUCAAAUGCUACUGAAAUUCAGCAGAGAAUUAAACUUGAGUGCCCACUUCGUUGCCCUGGCAACAUUCUAACCUAUAUCAGUAAAAGAUGUACUUUUAUUUUUUUAAAAGAACAAUAAAAUCAAGAGAAACUGA
This is a messenger RNA of Balaenoptera acutorostrata (minke whale), 2351 nucleotides long. It is a transcript of the gene NDE1, whose product is annotated as nudE neurodevelopment protein 1. The record is from RefSeq and is a predicted model, not a curated record. Gene Ontology annotation, molecular function: microtubule binding. Gene Ontology annotation, cellular component: kinesin complex; centrosome; kinetochore. NCBI's taxonomy places the organism in Eukaryota, Metazoa, Chordata, Mammalia, Artiodactyla, Balaenopteridae. The coding region runs from base 147 to 1187 and encodes 346 amino acids. The transcript is spliced from 9 exons. Gene Ontology annotation, biological process: centrosome localization; establishment of mitotic spindle orientation; chromosome segregation.